Cicer arietinum (chickpea) is the source of this 2700-nucleotide messenger RNA. RefSeq names its product pentatricopeptide repeat-containing protein At5g02830, chloroplastic. Gene Ontology annotation, molecular function: protein binding. Lineage: Eukaryota; Viridiplantae; Streptophyta; Magnoliopsida; Fabales; Fabaceae. The record is from RefSeq and is a predicted model, not a curated record.
AUCCAUGCAUAAAAAAUCCAAAUCAAAACCCAUAUAAACCCCACAUUCUCCAUUCAACUUAAGAAACGGUUGGACAAUAACAAGAAUGAGAGAUUUUGUGAUCCUCGGUUCUUCCAUCGUCAAUCCUCCUCCAAACCCAUCAUCACAACCCCGUCACACUAUCAAACCCCACAAUUCUUCUCUCUCGAAGCUCCCUUCUUUAUCUCCACGGAAGAAUUCUACUACCCUUCUCCAAACCCCUCUCAUUCUCAAACAAUUCGAAACGGUUCUACAUGACGCUGUUGAUUCUGACUUGAAUGCUGAGCUUUUGGCCAACGCGGUUCUGAUGGGUAUCAAAGGAAGGAACUUUCGGAUUGUGAUUGAUAGUUUGAACAAAUUGCAGGGUAUUGGGAAUGGGAUUUCUCUCUCUACUCAAUUUGAUGAAUCUGCUAUGAGUGUCAUUGCAAAGGAGUGUUCUUUCAUGGUCACGUCUGGUCACAUUCAGGAAUCUGUUGAAUUGAUGGAGGUUCUCUCACGUUACCAGCUAUCAAUUGGAGAACUUGUUCAGCCAUCUGACAUAAUAAAAAGAUGUGUUCUUAAUCGUAAGCCAAAUUUAGCUGUGAGGUAUGCGUCCCUUCUUCCACAAGCACAUAUACUAUUUUGUAGCAUCAUAUCUGGAUUUGGCAAAAGUAGGGAUUUAGUUUCUGCUCUGAAAGCCUACGAUGCAAUGAAGAAGAAUCUGAAACGUCCCAAUAUGUACAUAUACCGGGCAAUAAUCGACGUUUGUGGUCUAUGUGGCGAUUUCAUGAAAUCUAGGUACAUAUAUGAGGAUUUGCUUAAUCAGAAAAUCACUCCAAAUAUAUAUGUAUUCAACAGUCUCAUGAAUGCCAAUGCCCAUGAUAUCAGCUACACGUUAAAUCUAUACCAGAAUAUGCAGAAGGUAGGCUUGAAACCAGAUAUGACAUCCUAUAACAUCCUACUGAAAGCAUGCUGUGUUGCUGGAAGAGUUGACCUGGCCCAAGACAUGUAUAAGGAACUUAAGCAUUUGGAAUCAAUUGGACAACUGAAAUUAGAUGUUUUUACCUACAGUACAAUUAUUAAGGUCUUUGCAGAUGCGAAAUUGUGGCAAAUGGCUCUAAAAAUUAAGCACGACAUGCUGUUGGCUGGUGUUUCUCUUAAUACCGUUGCAUGGUCAUCAUUAAUCAAUGCCUGUGCACAUGCAGGGCUUGUAGAGCAGGCAAUUCAGUUAUUUGAAGAGAUGCUUUUGUCUGGCUGUGAACCUAAUACACAGUGUUUCAACAUCAUUUUACAUGCAUGUGUCGAAGGUUGCCAGUAUGACAGGGCUUUUCGCUUUUUCUAUUCUUGGAAGGGAAAUAAGACUUUAGUGUCCUUUGGUGAAAGCCACAAUAGCAAUGCAGAGGAGGGAGGCAUGGAUAGUGUUACCACCACAGUGCCAAAAGGCAUUUCUAGUUCGCAUAUCAUGAGUUUUACUGAGAGGUUCCCCUUCAAACCAACUACAUCGACAUACAAUACUUUACUGAAGGCCUGUGGAACUAAUUACUAUCACGCAAAAGCAUUAAUCAACGAGAUGAAAACAGUAGGUCUUUCCCCUAAUCAAAUAAGCUGGUCAAUUUUGAUAAAUAUAUGCGGAGGAUCAGAAAAUGUGGAGGGUGCCAUUGAGAUUUUGAGAACCAUGAUUGAUGCUGGAGUUAAACCUGAUGUUGUUGCAUAUACAACAGCCAUUAAGGUUUGUGUCGAAAGUAAGAAUUUUACGAAAGCAUUAACACUAUAUGAAGAAAUGAAAAGCUAUGAGACGCAACCAAAUUUGGUGACAUAUAACACACUGCUAAGGGCACGCAGUAAAUAUGGAUCCUUACGUGAAGUGCAACAGUGCCUGGCUAUAUAUCAGGAUAUGCGAAAGGCAGGGUACAAACCCAAUGACUACUACCUGGAGGAGCUGAUUGAGGAGUGGUGUGAAGGAGUAAUACAAGACAACGAAGAGUACGAAGUAGAAUUUUCUUCCAGCAAGAAACCUGAAAUAGAGAGACCUGAAAGUUUACUUCUUGAAAAAAUCGCGGCCCACCUACUAAAGAGGGUAGCUGACAUCUUGGCAAUUGAUGUUCAAGGUCUCUCAAAGGUUGAAGCUCGCCUGGUCAUUCUUGCAGUUCUUCGAAUGAUCAAAGAGAACUAUGCUUUUGGGCAUUCAGUGAAUGAUGACAUCUUGAUCAUCAUAGGAGCUACCAAAGCAGAUGAAAGUCCAGCAAAAGAAAUAUUAGAAGUGCAAGAGGCUGUGAUAAAACUUCUUAGGAAUGAAUUGGGGCUUGAGGCUCUUCCAGCCAAAACCAGAUUUGCACCAAGUGACUCACCAAAGUUACAGAACACCAAAGAGAAUGCAUUACCCACAACAAUGGUGUUUCACACAAGGAGACCUGCAGUUCUACAAAGAUUGAAGGUCACUAAACAAUCAUUACACCGUUGGUUGCAAAGGAGAGUAAGUGUAAAAUAGUAUUUGGCCUCUUCAAUAUUUUUUUUUACAGAAUGAGAAUCUCUUCAUUGUUUAUAUAAGAACUCAUAGGAAAUAUGUACAAAUGUUAGAUCUGCCAAUUCUUUUCCCUCUCGGCGGCUGCUUCGACUUGUAUAUAAUCAUUGGUAUAGCUGCAAAUGUAUUUUGUAUCCAAAAUAAAAACUGUCAUGGAAUAAAAUCAUAUGUUUUCUUCAGUA